AUGAACUCCCGUUCGCCUUCUCGGACAGACUCGGUCACUGUCUCCGCCUCGAGUUUGGGGUCGAUUGCCGGGCAGAGUCGUUACAUACAGAUGCUGUUGGAAGUCGACCAUAUGCCAUGGAUCUACAAUAUCAUUGCCAGCGUCGCACACUGGGUGCUUCUUGCGGGAUAUCUAAAGUUGGGAAAACUCGUGCAGGCUCUAAAUGACAACGGUGCUAACAAGGCACUUUUAAAAAGAAUUCAGAACCCACCCCUACUCGCGAUUGCCUGUGUGUUCUUUGCAUUAGGGGCUGCGCUUCUGACGUGGCUUUGUCGAGUAUUCCUGCCGGUUACGAUGAAUGCAGCUGCGGGCCUCGCAACAACAUUGAUCAAUGUAUACACCGCGCAAUCGGGCACUUGGUCGAUUAUGGCUCUGGUCACCACGGUGAUGGUCGGAAGUGCCUUUUUCGUCGCUGCUGACGAUCCUAAGGUCGAGGAGGAGCACGAGAUGGAAAUGCGUACAAGCGCCUCCAUUGACUGGCGAUGA
Messenger RNA from Aspergillus vadensis CBS 113365, 525 nucleotides. RefSeq lists its product as uncharacterized. Bases 1 to 525 code for a protein of 174 amino acids. NCBI's taxonomy places the organism in Eukaryota, Fungi, Ascomycota, Eurotiomycetes, Eurotiales, Aspergillaceae. The record is from RefSeq and is a predicted model, not a curated record. The transcript has 5 exons.